This is a messenger RNA of Vanessa tameamea, 20136 nucleotides long. RefSeq names its product titin-like. Bases 1 to 20136 code for a protein of 6711 amino acids. NCBI's taxonomy places the organism in Eukaryota, Metazoa, Arthropoda, Insecta, Lepidoptera, Nymphalidae. The transcript has 2 exons. The record is from RefSeq and is a predicted model, not a curated record.
AUGGUCGAAACUACACAAAUCAUUACUGAACAAGAAGACGACAAAACACCCGUCACUUUUGUACACAAAACAGAGGAACUCAUUCAUGAUACAGUCACACCACUCGUAGACUUACUCACACCAGAAAAGGCUAGGAUUAUAGAAGAGGCUCCCGAAGAGGUGAAAGUAACCGAAGUUGUUUCUAAAAUAGGCGACAAGAAGGCUGUUAAAACAACAAAGCGCGUGAUCAAAAAACAGAAGGGUCCGAAACAGGAAGUUACUGAGAUAAUAACUGUCGAAAAAGACGGAGAAGAACCUGUCACAACUGUCACCGUAUCGGAAGACAAGUCGCCCGAAGAAAUCGAGUCACAACCGAUAGAAAUUGUCGAAUUUCCUGAAGAAUCGAUGAUCGAAGAAAUCAAAUCACCCGAUGGUAAGUCUAAACAAAAGAAAAUCACAAAACGGACUAUCAAAAAGAAGGUAGGUCCCAGGGUUGACACCACACACAUCACAACCACACACGAAGAAGACAAAGCACCCGUGAUCUCUGUACACACAACACACGAAUUCACAGACGAUACACUUACCACUUUAGACGAUUUACACGAACCAGUCCAUGCUCAAGUUAUCGAGGAGGCUCCCGAGGAGGUCAAAGUUACUCAGACCGUUACGGAACAAGGUGACACGAAAACUGUAAAAACAACGAAGCGCGUUAUCAAAAAGCCUAAGGGCUUGAAACAAGAAGUGACAGAAAUAACCACUGUCGAAAAUGAAGGAGAAGAACCCGUGACAACCGUAACCGUAAGGGAAGAAAAGUCACCAGAGGAAGGAGACACGCAAACAACAGAAAUCGUCGAACUUCCGGAAGAAACGUUCGUUGAAAGGGUCGAGUCGCCGGAAGGUAAGCCAAAACAAAAGAAAACAACUAAACGCAUUAUCAAAAAGAAGGUAGGUCCUAAACUCGAAACCACACAAAUCAUAACUGAACAAGAUGACGACGAAACACCCGUCACUUUCGUACACAAAACAGAGGAACUCAUUCAUGAUACAGUCACACCUCUCGUAGACUUACUAACACCAGAAAAGGCUAGGAUUAUAGAAGAGGCUCCCGAAGAGGUGAAAGUAACCGAAGUUGUUUCUAAAAUAGGCGACAAGAAGACUGUUAAAACAACAAAGCGCGUGAUCAAAAAACAGAAGGGUCCGAAACAGGAAGUUACUGAGAUAAUAACUGUCGAAAAAGACGGAGAAGAACCUGUCACCACUGUCACCGUAUCGGAAGACAAGUCGCCCGAAGAAGUCGAGUCACAACCGAUAGAAAUUGUCGAACUUCCUGAAGAAUCGACGAUCGAAGAAAUCAAAUCACCCGAUGGUAAGUUUAAACAAAAGAAAAUCACAAAACGGACUAUCAAAAAGAAGGUAGGUCCCAGGGUUGACACCACACACAUCACAACCACACACGAAGAAGACAAAGCACCCGUGAUCUCUGUACACACAACACACGAAUUCACAGACGAUACACUUAACACUUUAGACGAUUUACACGAACCAGUCCAUGCUCAAGUUAUCGAGGAGGCUCCCGAGGAGGUCAAAGUUACUCAGACCGUUACGGAACAAGGUGACACGAAAACUGUAAAAACAACGAAGCGCGUUAUCAAAAAGCCUAAGGGCUUGAAACAAGAAGUGACAGAAAUAACCACUGUCGAAAAUGAAGGAGAAGAACCCGUGACAACCGUAACCGUAAGGGAAGAAAAGUCACCAGAGGAAGGAGACACGCAAACAACAGAAAUCGUCGAACUUCCGGAAGAAACGUUCGUUGAAAGUGUCGAGUCGCCGGAAGGUAAGCCAAAACAAAAGAAAACAACUAAACGCAUUAUCAAAAAGAAGGUAGGUCCUAAACUCGAAACCACACAAAUCAUAACUGAACAAGAAGACGACGAAACACCCGUCACUUUCGUACACAAAACAGAGGAACUCAUUCAUGAUACAGUCACACCUCUCGUAGACUUACUAACACCAGAAAAGGCUAGGAUUAUAGAAGAGGCUCCCGAAGAGGUGAAAGUAACCGAAGUUGUUUCUAAAAUAGGCGACAAGAAGACUGUUAAAACAACAAAGCGCGUGAUCAAAAAACAGAAGGGUCCGAAACAGGAAGUUACUGAGAUAAUAACUGUCGAAAAAGACGGAGAAGAACCUGUCACCACUGUCACCGUAUCGGAAGACAAGUCGCCCGAAGAAGUCGAGUCACAACCGAUAGAAAUUGUCGAACUUCCUGAAGAAUCGACGAUCGAAGAAAUCAAAUCACCCGAUGGUAAGUUUAAACAAAAGAAAAUCACAAAACGGACUAUCAAAAAGAAGGUAGGUCCUAGGGUUGACACUACACAAAUCACAACAACACACGAAGAAGACAAAGCACCCGUCAUCUCUGUACACACUACAAACGAAUUCACAGACGAUACACUUACCACUUUAGACGAUUUACACGAACCAGUCCAUGCUCAAGUUAUCGAGGAGGCUCCCGAGGAGGUCAAAGUUACUCAGACCGUUACGGAACAAGGUGACACGAAAACUGUAAAAACAACGAAGCGCGUUAUCAAAAAGCCUAAGGGCUUGAAACAAGAAGUGACAGAAAUAACCACUGUCGAAAAUGAAGGAGAAGAACCCGUGACAACCGUAACCGUAAGGGAAGAAAAGUCACCAGAGGACGGAGACACGCAAACAACAGAAAUCGUCGAACUUCCGGAAGAAACGUUCGUUGAAAGUGUCGAGUCGCCGGAAGGUAAGCCAAAACAAAAGAAAACAACUAAACGCAUUAUCAAAAAGAAGGUAGGUCCUAAACUCGAAACCACACAAAUCAUAACUGAACAAGAAGACGACGAAACACCCGUCACUUUCGUACACAAAACAGAGGAACUCAUUCAUGAUACAGUCACACCUCUCGUAGACUUACUAACACCAGAAAAGGCUAGGAUUAUAGAAGAGGCUCCCGAAGAGGUGAAAGUAACCGAAGUUGUUUCUAAAAUAGGCGACAAGAAGACUGUUAAAACAACAAAGCGCGUGAUCAAAAAACAGAAGGGUCCGAAACAGGAAGUUACUGAGAUAAUAACUGUCGAAAAAGACGGAGAAGAACCUGUCACCACUGUCACCGUAUCGGAAGACAAGUCGCCCGAAGAAGUCGAGUCACAACCGAUAGAAAUUGUCGAACUUCCUGAAGAAUCGACGAUCGAAGAAAUCAAAUCACCCGAUGGUAAGUUUAAACAAAAGAAAAUCACAAAACGGACUAUCAAAAAGAAGGUAGGUCCUAGGGUUGACACUACACAAAUCACAACAACACACGAAGAAGACAAAGCACCCGUCAUCUCUGUACACACUACAAACGAAUUCACAGACGAUACACUUACCACUUUAGACGAUUUACACGAACCAGUCCAUGCUCAAGUUAUCGAGGAGGCUCCCGAGGAGGUCAAAGUUACUCAGACCGUUACGGAACAAGGUGACACGAAAACUGUAAAAACAACGAAGCGCGUUAUCAAAAAGCCUAAGGGCUUGAAACAAGAAGUGACAGAAAUAACCACUGUCGAAAAUGAAGGAGAAGAACCCGUGACAACCGUAACCGUAAGGGAAGAAAAGUCACCAGAGGACGGAGACACGCAAACAACAGAAAUCGUCGAACUUCCGGAAGAAACGUUCGUUGAAAGUGUCGAGUCGCCGGAAGGUAAGCCAAAACAAAAGAAAACAACUAAACGCAUUAUCAAAAAGAAGGUAGGUCCUAAACUCGAAACCACACAAAUCAUAACUGAACAAGAAGACGACGAAACACCCGUCACUUUCGUACACAAAACAGAGGAACUCAUUCAUGAUACAGUCACACCUCUCGUAGACUUACUAACACCAGAAAAGGCUAGGAUUAUAGAAGAGGCUCCCGAAGAGGUGAAAGUAACCGAAGUUGUUUCUAAAAUAGGCGACAAGAAGACUGUUAAAACAACAAAGCGCGUGAUCAAAAAACAGAAGGGUCCGAAACAGGAACUUACUGAGAUAAUAACUGUCGAAAAAGACGGAGAAGAACCUGUCUCCACUGUCACCGUAUCGGAAGACAAGUCGCCCGAAGAAGUCGAGUCACAACCGAUAGAAAUUGUCGAACUUCCUGAAGAAUCGACGAUCGAAGAAAUCAAAUCACCCGAUGGUAAGUUUAAACAAAAGAAAAUCACAAAACGGACUAUCAAAAAGAAGGUAGGUCCUAGGGUUGACACUACACAAAUCACAACAACACACGAAGAAGACAAAGCACCCGUCAUCUCUGUACACACUACACACGAAUUCACAGACGAUACACUUACCACUUUAGACGAUUUACACGAACCAGUCCAUGCUCAAGUUAUCGAGGAGGCUCCCGAGGAGGUCAAAGUUACUCAGACCGUUACGGAACAAGGUGACACGAAAACUGUAAAAACAACGAAGCGCGUUAUCAAAAAGCCUAAGGGCUUGAAACAAGAAGUGACAGAAAUAACCACUGUCGAAAAUGAAGGAGAAGAACCCGUGACAACCGUAACCGUAACGGAAGAAAAGUCACCAGAGGAAGUAGACACGCAAACAACAGAAAUCGUCGAACUUCCGGAAGAAACGUUCGUUGAAAGUGUCGAGUCGCCGGAAGGUAAGCCAAAACAAAAGAAAACAACUAAACGCAUUAUCAAAAAGAAGGUAGGUCCUAAACUCGAAACCACACAAAUCAUAACUGAACAAGAAGACGACGAAACACCCGUCACUUUCGUACACAAAACAGAGGAACUCAUUCAUGAUACAGUCACACCUCUCGUAGACUUACUAACACCAGAAAAGGCUAGGAUUAUAGAAGAGGCUCCCGAAGAGGUGAAAGUAACCGAAGUUGUUUCUAAAAUAGGCGACAAGAAGACUGUUAAAACAACAAAGCGCGUGAUCAAAAAACAGAAGGGUCCGAAACAGGAAGUUACUGAGAUAAUAACUGUCGAAAAAGACGGAGAAGAACCUGUCACCACUGUCACCGUAUCGGAAGACAAGUCGCCCGAAGAAGUCGAGUCACAACCGAUAGAAAUUGUCGAACUUCCUGAAGAAUCGACGAUCGAAGAAAUCAAAUCACCCGAUGGUAAGUUUAAACAAAAGAAAAUCACAAAACGGACUAUCAAAAAGAAGGUAGGUCCUAGGGUUGACACUACACAAAUCACAACAACACACGAAGAAGACAAAGCACCCGUCAUCUCUGUACACACUACAAACGAAUUCACAGACGAUACACUUACCACUUUAGACGAUUUACACGAACCAGUCCAUGCUCAAGUUAUCGAGGAGGCUCCCGAGGAGGUCAAAGUUACUCAGACCGUUACGGAACAAGGUGACACGAAAACUGUAAAAACAACGAAGCGCGUUAUCAAAAAGCCUAAGGGCUUGAAACAAGAAGUGACAGAAAUAACCACUGUCGAAAAUGAAGGAGAAGAACCCGUGACAACCGUAACCGUAAGGGAAGAAAAGUCACCAGAGGACGGAGACACGCAAACAACAGAAAUCGUCGAACUACCGGAAGAAACGUUCGUUGAAAGUGUCGAGUCGCCGGAAGGUAAGCCAAAACAAAAGAAAACAACUAAACGCAUUAUCAAAAAGAAGGUAGGUCCUAAACUCGAAACCACACAAAUCAUAACUGAACAAGAAGACGACGAAACACCCGUCACUUUCGUACACAAAACAGAGGAACUCAUUCAUGAUACAGUCACACCUCUCGUAGACUUACUAACACCAGAAAAGGCUAGGAUUAUAGAAGAGGCUCCCGAAGAGGUGAAAGUAACCGAAGUUGUUUCUAAAAUAGGCGACAAGAAGACUGUUAAAACAACAAAGCGCGUGAUCAAAAAACAGAAGGGUCCGAAACAGGAACUUACUGAGAUAAUAACUGUCGAAAAAGACGGAGAAGAACCUGUCUCCACUGUCACCGUAUCGGAAGACAAGUCGCCCGAAGAAGUCGAGUCACAACCGAUAGAAAUUGUCGAACUUCCUGAAGAAUCGACGAUCGAAGAAAUCAAAUCACCCGAUGGUAAGUUUAAACAAAAGAAAAUCACAAAACGGACUAUCAAAAAGAAGGUAGGUCCUAGGGUUGACACUACACAAAUCACAACAACACACGAAGAAGACAAAGCACCCGUCAUCUCUGUACACACUACACACGAAUUCACAGACGAUACACUUACCACUUUAGACGAUUUACACGAACCAGUCCAUGCUCAAGUUAUCGAGGAGGCUCCCGAGGAGGUCAAAGUUACUCAGACCGUUACGGAACAAGGUGACACGAAAACUGUAAAAACAACGAAGCGCGUUAUCAAAAAGCCUAAGGGCUUGAAACAAGAAGUGACAGAAAUAACCACUGUCGAAAAUGAAGGAGAAGAACCCGUGACAACCGUAACCGUAACGGAAGAAAAGUCACCAGAGGAAGUAGACACGCAAACAACAGAAAUCGUCGAACUUCCGGAAGAAACGUUCGUUGAAAGUGUCGAGUCGCCGGAAGGUAAGCCAAAACAAAAGAAAACAACUAAACGCAUUAUCAAAAAGAAGGUAGGUCCUAAACUCGAAACCACACAAAUCAUAACUGAACAAGAAGACGACGAAACACCCGUCACUUUCGUACAUAAAACAGAGGAACUCAUUCAUGAUACAGUCACACCUCUCGUAGACUUAUUCACACCAGAAAAGGCUAGGAUUAUAGAAGAGGCUCCCGAAGAGGUAAAAGUAACCGAAGUUGUUUCUAAAAUAGGCGACAAGAAGACUGUUAAAACAACAAAGCGCGUGAUCAAAAAACAGAAGGGUCCGAAACAGGAAGUUACUGAGAUAAUAACUGUCGAAAAAGACGGAGAAGAACCUGUCACCACUGUCACCGUAUCGGAAGACAAGUCGCCCGAAGAAGUCGAGUCACAACCGAUAGAAAUUGUCGAACUUCCUGAAGAAUCGACGAUCGAAGAAAUCAAAUCACCCGAUGGUAAGUUUAAACAAAAGAAAAUCACAAAACGGACUAUCAAAAAGAAGGUAGGUCCUAGGGUUGACACUACACAAAUCACAACAACACACGAAGAAGACAAAGCACCCGUCAUCUCUGUACACACUACACACGAAUUCACAGACGAUACACUUACCACUUUAGACGAUUUACACGAACCAGUCCAUGCUCAAGUUAUCCAGGAGGCUCCCGAGGAGGUCAAAGUUACUCGGACCGUUACGGAACAAGGUGACACGAAAACUGUAAAAACAACGAAGCGCGUUAUCAAAAAGCCUAAGGGCUUGAAACAAGAAGUGACAGAAAUAACCACUGUCGAAAAUGAAGGAGAAGAACCCGUGACAACCGUAACCGUAAGGGAAGAAAAGUCACCAGAAGAAGGAGACACGCAAACAACCGAAAUCGUCGAACUUCCGGAAGAAACGUUCGUUGAAAGUGUCGAGUCGCCGGAAGGUAAGCCAAAACAAAAGAAAACAACUAAACGCAUUAUCAAAAAGAAGGUAGGUCCUAAACUCGAAACCACACAAAUCAUAACUGAACAAGAAGACGACGAAACACCCAUCACUUUCGUACACAAAAUAGAGGAACUCAUUCAUGAUACAGUCACACCUCUCGUAGACUUACUAACACCAGAAAAGGCUAGGAUUAUAGAAGAGGCUCCCGAAGAGGUGAAAGUAACCGAAGUUGUUUCUAAAAUAGGCGACAAGAAGACUGUUAAAGCAACAAAGCGCGUGAUCAAAAAACAGAAGGGUCCGAAACAGGAAGUUACUGAGAUAAUAACUGUCGAAAAAGACGGAGAAGAACCUGUCACCACUGUCACCGUAUCGGAAGACAAGUCGCCCGAAGAAGUCGAGUCACAACCGAUAGAAAUUGUCGAACUUCCUGAAGAAUCGACGAUCGAAGAAAUCAAAUCACCCGAUGGUAAGUUUAAACAAAAGAAAAUCACAAAACGGACUAUCAAAAAGAAGGUAGGUCCUAGGGUUGACACUACACAAAUCACAACAACACACGAAGAAGACAAAGCACCCGUCAUCUCUGUACACACUACACACGAAUUCACAGACGAUACACUUACCACUUUAGACGAUUUACACGAACCAGUCCAUGCUCAAGUUAUCGAGGAGGCUCCCGAGGAGGUCAAAGUUACUCAGACCGUUACGGAACAAGGUGACACGAAAACUGUAAAAACAACAAAGCGCGUUAUCAAAAAGCCUAAGGGCUUGAAACAGGAAGUGACAGAAAUAACCACUGUCGAAAAUGAAGGUGAAGAACCCGUGAUAACCGUAACCGUAACGGAAGAAAAGUCACCAGAGGAAGGAGACACGCAAACAACAGAAAUCGUCGAACUUCCGGAAGAAACGUUCGUUGAAAGUGUCGAGUCGCCGGAAGGUAAGCCAAAACAAAAGAAAACAACUAAACGCAUUAUCAAAAAGAAGGUAGGUCCUAAACUCGAAACCACACAAAUCAUAACUGAACAAGAAGACGACGAAACACCCGUCACUUUCGUACAUAAAACAGAGGAACUCAUUCAUGAUACAGUCACACCUCUCGUAGACUUACUCACACCAGAAAAGGCUAGGAUUAUAGAAGAGGCUCCCGAAGAGGUGAAAGUAACCGAAGUUGUUUCUAAAAUAGGCGACAAGAAGACUGUUAAAACAACAAAGCGCGUGAUCAAAAAACAGAAGGGUCCUAAACAGGAAGUUACUGAGAUAAUAACUGUCGAAAAAGACGGAGAAGAACCUGUCACCACUGUCACCGUAUCGGAAGACAAGUCGCCCGAAGAAGCCGAGUCACAACCGAUAGAAAUUGUCGAACUUCCUGAAGAAUCGACGAUCGAAGAAAUCAAAUCACCCGAUGGUAAGUUUAAACAAAAGAAAAUCACAAAACGGACUAUCAAAAAGAAGGUAGGUCCUAGGGUUGACACUACACAAAUCACAACAACACACGAAGAAGACAAAGCACCCGUCAUCUCUGUACACACUACACACGAAUUCACAGACGAUACACUUACCACUUUAGACGAUUUACACGAACCAGUCCAUGCUCAAGUUAUCGAGGAGGCUCCCGAGGAGGUCAAAGUUACUCAGACCGUUACGGAACAAGGUGACACGAAAACUGUAAAAACAACAAAGCGCGUUAUCAAAAAGCCUAAGGGCUUGAAACAGGAAGUGACAGAAAUAACCACUGUCGAAAAUGAAGGUGAAGAACCCGUGACAACCGUAACCGUAAGGGAAGAAAAGUCACCAGAGGAAGGAGAGACGCAAACAACAGAAAUCGUCGAACUUCCGGAAGAAACGUUCGUUGAAAAUGUCGAGUCUCCGGAAGGUAAGCCACAACAAAAGAAAACAACUAAACGCAUUAUCAAAAAGAAGGUAGGUCCUAAACUCGAAACCAUACAAAUCAUAACUGAACAAGAAGACGACGAAACACCCGUCACUUUCGUACACAAAACAGAGGAACUCAUUCAUGAUACAGUCACACCUCUCGUAGACUUACUCACACCAGAAAAGGCUAGGAUUAUAGAAGAGGCUCCCGAAGAGGUGAAAGUAACCGAAGUUGUUUCUAAAAUAGGCGACAAGAAGACUAUUAAAACAACAAAGCGCGUGAUCAAAAAACAGAAGGGUCCUAAACAGGAAGUUACUGAGAUAAUAACUAUCGAAAAAGACGGAGAAGAACCUGUCACAACUGUCACCGUAUCGGAGGACAAGUCGCCCGAAGAAGUCGAGUCACAACCGAUAGAAAUUGUCGAACUUCCGGAAGAAUCGACGAUCGAAGAAAUCAAAUCACCCGAUGGUAAGUCUAAACAAAAGAAAAUCACAAAACGGACUAUCAAAAAGAAGGUAGGUCCUAGGGUUGACACUACACACAUCACAACCACACACGAAGAUGACAAAGCACCUGUCGUCGCUGUACACACUACACACGAAUUCACAGACGAUACACUUACCACUUUAGACGAUUUACACGAACCAGUCCAUGCUCAAGUAAUCGAGGAGGCUCCCGAGGAGGUCAAAGUUACUCAGACCGUUACGGAACAAGGUGACACGAAAACUGUAAAAACAACAAAGCGCGUUAUCAAAAAGCCUAAGGGCUUGAAACAGGAAGUGACAGAAAUAACCACUGUCGAAAAUGAAGGUGAAGAACCCGUGACAACCGUAACCGUAAGGGAAGAAAAGUCACCAGAGGAAGGAGACACGCAAACAACAGAAAUUGUCGAACUUCCGGAAGAAUCGACGAUCGAAGAAAUCAAAUCACCCGAUGGUAAGUCUAAACAAAAGAAAAUCACAAAACGGACUAUCAAAAAGAAGGUAGGUCCUAGGGUUGACACUACACACAUCACAACCACACACGAAGAUGACAAAGCACCUGUCGUCUCUGUACACACUACACACGAAUUCACAGACGAUACACUUACCAUUUUUGACGAUUUACACGAACCAGUCCAUGCUCAAGUAAUCGAGGAGGCUCCCGAGGAGGUCAAAGUUACUCAGACCGUUACGGAACAAGGUGACACCAAAACUGUAAAAACAACAAAGCGCGUUAUCAAAAAGCCUAAGGGCUUGAAACAGGAAGUGACAGAAAUAACCACUGUCGAAAAUGAAGGAGAAGAACCCGUGACAACCGUAACCGUAACGGAAGAAAAGUCACCAGAGGAAGUAGACACGCAAACAACAGAAAUCGUCGAACUUCCGGAAGAAACGUUCGUUGAAAGUGUCGAGUCGCCGGAAGGUAAGCCAAAACAAAAGAAAACAACUAAACGCAUUAUCAAAAAGAAGGUAGGUCCUAAACUCGAAACCACACAAAUCAUAACUGAACAAGAAGACGACGAAUCACCCGUCACUUUCGUACACAAAACAGAGGAACUCAUUCAUGAUACAGUCACACCUCUCGUAGACUUACUCACACCAGAAAAGGCUAGGAUUAUAGAAGAGGCUCCCGAAGAGGUGAAAGUAACCGAAGUUGUUUCUAAAAUAGGCGACAAGAAGACUGUUAAAACAACAAAGCGCGUGAUCAAGAAACAGAAGGGUCCUAAACAGGAAGUAACUGAGAUAAUAACUAUCGAAAAAGACGGAGAAGAACCUGUCACAACUGUCACCGUAUCGGAGGACAAGUCGCCCGAAGAAGUCGAGUCACAACCGAUAGAAAUUGUCGAACUUCCUGAAGAAUCGACGAUCGAAGAAAACAAAUCACCCGAUGGUAAGUUUAAACAAAAGAAAAUCACAAAACGGACUAUCAAAAAGAAGGUAGGUCCUAGGGUUGACACUACACACAUCACAACCACACACGAAGAUGACAAAGCACCUGUCGUCGCUGUACACACUACACACGAAUUCACAGACGAUACACUUACCACUUUAGACGAUUUACACGAACCAGUCCAUGCUCAAGUAAUCGAGGAGGCUCCCGAGGAGGUCAAAGUUACUCAGACCGUUACGGAACAAGGUGACACGAAAACUGUAAAAACAACAAAGCGCGUUAUCAAAAAGCCUAAGGGCUUGAAACAGGAAGUGACAGAAAUAACCACUGUCGAAAAUGAAGGUGAAGAACCCGUGACAACCGUAACCGUAAGGGAAGAAAAGUCACCAGAGGAAGGAGACACGCAAACAACAGAAAUUGUCGAACUUCCGGAAGAAUCGACGAUCGAAGAAAUCAAAUCACCCGAUGGUAAGUCUAAACAAAAGAAAAUCACAAAACGGACUAUCAAAAAGAAGGUAGGUCCUAGGGUUGACACUACACACAUCACAACCACACACGAAGAUGACAAAGCACCUGUCGUCUCUGUACACACUACACACGAAUUCACAGACGAUACACUUACCAUUUUUGACGAUUUACACGAACCAGUCCAUGCUCAAGUAAUCGAGGAGGCUCCCGAGGAGGUCAAAGUUACUCAGACCGUUACGGAACAAGGUGACACCAAAACUGUAAAAACAACAAAGCGCGUUAUCAAAAAGCCUAAGGGCUUGAAACAGGAAGUGACAGAAAUAACCACUGUCGAAAAUGAAGGUGAAGAACCCGCGACAACCGUAACCGUAACGGAAGAAAAGUCACCAGAGGAAGGAGACACGCAAACAACAGAAAUCGUCGAACUUCCGGAAGAAACGUUCGUUGAAAGUGUCGAGUCGCCGGAAGGUAAGCCAAAACAAAAGAAAACAACUAAACGCAUUAUCAAAAAGAAGGUAGGUCCUAAACUCGAAACCACACAAAUCAUAACUGAACAAGAAGACGACGAAACACCCGUCACUUUCGUACACAAAACAGAGGAACUCAUUCAUGAUACAGUCACACCUCUCGUAGACUUACUCACACCAGAAAAGGCUAGGAUUAUAGAAGAGGCUCCCGAAGAGGUGAAAGUAACCGAAGUUGUUUCUAAAAUAGGCGACAAGAAGACUGUUAAAACAACAAAGCGCGUGAUCAAAAAACAGAAGGGUCCGAAACAGGAAGUUACUGAGAUAAUAACUGUCGAAAAAGACGGAGAAGAAUCUGUCACCACUGUCACCGUAUCGGAGGACAAGUCGCCCGAAGAAGUCGAGUCACAACCGAUAGAAAUUGUCGAACUUCCGGAAGAAUCGACGAUCGAAGAAAUCAAAUCACCCGAUGGUAAGUUUAAACAAAAGAAAAUCACAAAACGGACUAUCAAAAAGAAGGUAGGUCCUAGGGUUGACACUACACAAAUCACAACCACACACGAAGAAGACAAAGCACCCGUCAUCUCUGUACACACUAUACACGAAUUCACAGACGAUACAUUUACCACUUUAGACGAUUUACACGAACCAGUCCAUGCUCAAGUAAUCGAGGAGGCUCCCGAGGAGGUCAAAGUUACUCAGACCGUUACGGAACAAGGUGACACGAAAACUGUAAAAACAACAAAGCGCGUUAUCAAAAAGCCUAAGGGCUUGAAACAGGAAGUGACAGAAAUAACCACUGUCGAAAAUGAAGGUGAAGAACCCGUGACAACCGUAACCGUAACGGAAGAAAAGUCACCAGAGGAAGGAGAGACGCAAACAACAGAAAUCGUCGAACUACCGGAAGAAACGUUCGUUGAAAAUGUCGAGUCUCCGGAAGGUAAGCCACAACAAAAGAAAACAACUAAACGCAUUAUCAAAAAGAAGGUAGGUCCUAAACUCGAAACCACACAAAUCAUAACUGAACAAGAAGACGACGAAACACCCGUCACUUUCGUACACAAAACAGUGGAACUCAUUCAUGAUACAGUCACACCUCUCGUAGACUUACUCACACCAGAAAAGGCUAGGAUUAUAGAAGAGGCUCCCGAAGAGGUGAAAGUAACCGAAGUUGUUUCUAAAAUAGGCGACAAGAAGACUAUUAAAACAACAAAGCGCGUGAUCAAAAAACAGAAGGGUCCUAAACAGGAAGUUACUGAGAUAAUAACUAUCGAAAAAGACGGAGAAGAACCUGUCACAACUGUCACCGUAUCGGAGGACAAGUCGCCCGAAGAAGUCGAGUCACAACCGAUAGAAAUUGUCGAACUUCCGGAAGAAUCGACGAUCGAAGAAAUCAAAUCACCCGAUGGUAAGCCUAAACAAAAGAAAAUCACAAAACGGACUAUCAAAAAGAAGGUAGGUCCUAGGGUUGACACUACACACAUCACAACCACACACGAAGAUGACAAAGCCCCUGUCGUCGCUGUACACACUACACACGAAUUCACAGACGAUACACUUACCACUUUAGACGAUUUACACGAACCAGUCCAUGCUCAAGUAAUCGAGGAGGCUCCCGAGGAGGUCAAAGUUACUCAGACCGUUACGGAACAAGGUGACACGAAAACUGUAAAAACAACAAAGCGCGUUAUCAAAAAGCCUAAGGGCUUGAAACAGGAAGUGACAGAAAUAACCACUGUCGAAAAUGAAGGUGAAGAACCCGUGACAACCGUAACCGUAACGGAAGAAAAGUCACCAGAGGAAGGAGACACGCAAACAACAGAAAUUGUCGAACUUCCGGAAGAAUCGACGAUCGAAGAAAUCAAAUCACCCGAUGGUAAGUCUAAACAAAAGAAAAUCACAAAACGGACUAUCAAAAAGAAGGUAGGUCCUAGGGUUGACACUACACACAUCACAACCACACACGAAGAUGACAAAGCACCUGUCGUCUCUGUACACACUACACACGAAUUCACAGACGAUACACUUACCAUUUUUGACGAUUUACACGAACCAGUCCAUGCUCAAGUAAUCGAGGAGGCUCCCGAGGAGGUCAAAGUUACUCAGACCGUUACGGAACAAGGUGACACCAAAACUGUAAAAACAACAAAGCGCGUUAUCAAAAAGCCUAAGGGCUUGAAACAGGAAGUGACAGAAAUAACCACUGUCGAAAAUGAAGGUGAAGAACCCGUGACAACCGUAACCGUAACGGAAGAAAAGUCACCAGAGGAAGGAGAGACGCAAACAACAGAAAUCGUCGAACUACCGGAAGAAACGUUCGUUGAAAAUGUCGAGUCUCCGGAAGGUAAGCCACAACAAAAGAAAACAACUAAACGCAUUAUCAAAAAGAAGGUAGGUCCUAAACUCGAAACCACACAAAUCAUAACUGAACAAGAAGACGACGAAACACCCGUCACUUUCGUACACAAAACAGAGGAACUCAUUCAUGAUACAGUCACACCUCUCGUAGACUUACUCACACCAGAAAAGGCUAGGAUUAUAGAAGAGGCUCCCGAAGAGGUGAAAGUAACCGAAGUUGUUUCUAAAAUAGGCGACAAGAAGACUAUUAAAACAACAAAGCGCGUGAUCAAAAAACAGAAGGGUCCUAAACAGGAAGUUACUGAGAUAAUAACUAUCGAAAAAGACGGAGAAGAACCUGUCACAACUGUCACCGUAUCGGAGGACAAGUCGCCCGAAGAAGUCGAGUCACAACCGAUAGAAAUUGUCGAACUUCCGGAAGAAUCGACGAUCGAAGAAAUCAAAUCACCCGAUGGUAAGUCUAAACAAAAGAAAAUCACAAAACGGACUAUCAAAAAGAAGGUAGGUCCUAGGGUUGACACUACACACAUCACAACCACACACGAAGAUGACAAAGCACCUGUCGUCGCUGUACACACUACACACGAAUUCACAGACGAUACACUUACCACUUUAGACGAUUUACACGAACCAGUCCAUGCUCAAGUAAUCGAGGAGGCUCCCGAGGAGGUCAAAGUUACUCAGACCGUUACGGAACAAGGUGACACGAAAACUGUAAAAACAACAAAGCGCGUUAUCAAAAAGCCUAAGGGCUUGAAACAGGAAGUGACAGAAAUAACCACUGUCGAAAAUGAAGGUGAAGAACCCGUGACAACCGUAACCGUAACGGAAGAAAAGUCACCAGAGGAAGGAGACACGCAAACAGCAGAAAUUGUCGAACUUCCGGAAGAAUCGACGAUCGAAGAAAUCAAAUCACCCGAUGGUAAGUCUAAACAAAAGAUAAUCACAAAACGGACUAUCAAAAAGAAGGUAGGUCCUAGGGUUGACACUACACACAUCACAACCACACACGAAGAUGACAAAGCACCUGUCGUCUCUGUACACACUACACACGAAUUCACAGACGAUACACUUACCACUUUAGACGAUUUACACGAACCAGUCCAUGCUCAAGUAAUCGAGGAUGCUCCCGAGGAGGUCAAAGUUACUCAGACCGUUACGGAACAAGGUGACACGAAAACUGUAAAAACAACAAAGCGCGUUAUCAAAAAGCCUAAGGGCUUGAAACAGGAAGUGACAGAAAUAACCACUGUCGAAAAUGAAGGUGAAGAACCCGUGACAACCGUAACCGUAACGGAAGAAAAGUCACCAGAGGAAGGAGACACGCAAACAACAGAAAUUGUCGAACUUCCGGAAGAAUCGACGAUCGAAGAAAUCAAAUCACCCGAUGGUAAGUCUAAACAAAAGAAAAUCACAAAACGGACUAUCAAAAAGAAGGUAGGUCCUAGGGUUGACACUACACACAUCACAACCACACACGAAGAUGACAAAGCACCUGUCGUCUCUGUACACACUACACACGAAUUCACAGACGAUACACUUACCAUUUUUGACGAUUUACACGAACCAGUCCAUGCUCAAGUAAUCGAGGAGGCUCCCGAGGAGGUCAAAGUUACUCAGACCGUUACGGAACAAGGUGACACCAAAACUGUAAAAACAACAAAGCGCGUUAUCAAAAAGCCUAAGGGCUUGAAACAGGAAGUGACAGAAAUAACCACUGUCGAAAAUGAAGGUGAAGAACCCGUGACAACCGUAACCGUAACGGAAGAAAAGUCACCAGAGGAAGGAGAGACGCAAACAACAGAAAUCGUCGAACUACCGGAAGAAACGUUCGUUGAAAAUGUCGAGUCUCCGGAAGGUAAGCCACAACAAAAGAAAACAACUAAACGCAUUAUCAAAAAGAAGGUAGGUCCUAAACUCGAAACCACACAAAUCAUAACUGAACAAGAAGACGACGAAACACCCGUCACUUUCGUACACAAAACAGAGGAACUCAUUCAUGAUACAGUCACACCUCUCGUAGACUUACUCACACCAGAAAAGGCUAGGAUUAUAGAAGAGGCUCCCGAAGAGGUGAAAGUAACCGAAGUUGUUUCUAAAAUAGGCGACAAGAAGACUAUUAAAACAACAAAGCGCGUGAUCAAAAAACAGAAGGGUCCUAAACAGGAAGUUACUGAGAUAAUAACUAUCGAAAAAGACGGAGAAGAACCUGUCACAACUGUCACCGUAUCGGAGGACAAGUCGCCCGAAGAAGUCGAGUCACAACCGAUAGAAAUUGUCGAACUUCCGGAAGAAUCGACGAUCGAAGAAAUCAAAUCACUCGAUGGUAAGUCUAAACAAAAGAAAAUCACAAAACGGACUAUCAAAAAGAAGGUAGGUCCUAGGGUUGACACUACACACAUCACAACCACACACGAAGAUGACAAAGCACCUGUCGUCGCUGUACACACUACACACGAAUUCACAGACGAUACACUUACCACUUUAGACGAUUUACACGAACCAGUCCAUGCUCAAGUAAUCGAGGAGGCUCCCGAGGAGGUCAAAGUUACUCAGACCGUUACGGAACAAGGUGACACGAAAACUGUAAAAACAACAAAGCGCGUUAUCAAAAAGCCUAAGGGCUUGAAACAGGAAGUGACAGAAAUAACCACUGUCGAAAAUGAAGGUGAAGAACCCGUGACAACCGUAACCGUAACGGAAGAAAAGUCACCAGAGGAAGGAGACACGCAAACAACAGAAAUUGUCGAACUUCCGGAAGAAUCGACGAUCGAAGAAAUCAAAUCACCCGAUGGUAAGUCUAAACAAAAGAAAAUCACAAAACGGACUAUCAAAAAGAAGGUAGGUCCUAGGGUUGACACUACACACAUCACAACCACACACGAAGAUGACAAAGCACCUGUCGUCGCUGUACACACUACACACGAAUUCACAGACGAUACACUUACCACUUUAGACGAUUUACACGAACCAGUCCAUGCUCAAGUAAUCGAGGAGGCUCCCGAGGAGGUCAAAGUUACUCAGACCGUUACGGAACAAGGUGACACGAAAACUGUAAAAACAACAAAGCGCGUUAUCAAAAAGCCUAAGGGCUUGAAACAGGAAGUGACAGAAAUAACCACUGUCGAAAAUGAAGGUGAAGAACCCGUGACAACCGUAACCGUAACGGAAGAAAAGUCACCAGAGGAAGGAGACACGCAAACAACAGAAAUUGUCGAACUUCCGGAAGAAUCGACGAUCGAAGAAAUCAAAUCACCCGAUGGUAAGUCUAAACAAAAGAAAAUCACAAAACGGACUAUCAAAAAGAAGGUAGGUCCUAGGGUUGACACUACACACAUCACAACCACACACGAAGAUGACAAAGCACCUGUCGUCUCUGUACACACUACACACGAAUUCACAGACGAUACACUUACCAUUUUUGACGAUUUACACGAACCAGUCCAUGCUCCAGUAAUCGAGGAGGCUCCCGAGGAGGUCAAAGUUACUCAGACCGUUACGGAACAAGGUGACACCAAAACUGUAAAAACAACAAAGCGCGUUAUCAAAAAGCCUAAGGGCUUGAAACAGGAAGUGACAGAAAUAACCACUGUCGAAAAUGAAGGUGAAGAACCCGUGACAACCGUAACCGUAACGGAAGAAAAGUCACCAGAGGAAGGAGAGACGCAAACAACAGAAAUCGUCGAACUUCCGGAAGAAACGUUCGUUGAAAAUGUCGAGUCUCCGGAAGGUAAGCCACAACAAAAGAAAACAACUAAACGCAUUAUCAAAAAGAAGGUAGGUCCUAAACUCGAAACCACACAAAUCAUAACUGAACAAGAAGACGACGAAUCACCCGUCACUUUCGUACACAAAACAGAGGAACUCAUUCAUGAUACAGUCACACCUCUCGUAGACUUACUCACACCAGAAAAGGCUAGGAUUAUAGAAGAGGCUCCCGAAGAGGUGAAAGUAACCGAAGUUGUUUCUAAAAUAGGCGACAAGAAGACUGUUAAAACAACAAAGCGCGUGAUCAAGAAACAGAAGGGUCCUAAACAGGAAGUAACUGAGAUAAUAACUAUCGAAAAAGACGGAGAAGAACCUGUCACAACUAUCACCGUAUCGGAGGACAAGUCGCCCGAAGAAGUCGAGUCACAACCGAUAGAAAUUGUCGAACUUCCUGAAGAAUCGACGAUCGAAGAAAACAAAUCACCCGAUGGUAAGUUUAAACAAAAGAAAAUCACAAAACGGACUAUCAAAAAGAAGGUAGGUCCUAGGGUUGACACUACACAAAUCACAACCACACACGAAGAAGACAAGGCACCCGUCAUCUCUGUACACACUACACACGAAUUCACAGACGAUACACUUACCACUUUAGACGAUUUACACGAACCAGUCCAUGCUCAAGUAAUCGAGGAGGCUCCCGAGGAGGUCAAAGUUACUCAGACCGUUACGGAACAAGGUGACACGAAAACUGUAAAAACAACAAAGCGCGUUAUCAAAAAGCCUAAGGGCUUGAAACAGGAAGUGACAGAAAUAACCACUGUCGAAAACGAAGGAGAAGAACCCGUGACAACCGUAACCGUAAGGGAAGAAAAGUCACCAGAGGAAGAAGACACGCUAACAGCAGAAAUUGUUGAGCUUCCGGAAGAAUCGACGAUCGAAGAAAUCAAAUCACCCGAUGGUAAGUCUACACAAAAGAAAAUCACAAAACGGACUAUGAAAAAGAAGGUAGGUCCUAGGGUUGACACUACACACAUCACAACCACACACGAAGAUGACAAAGCACCUGUCGUCUCUGUACACACUACACACGAAUUCACAGACGAUACACUUACCAUUUUUGACGAUUUACACGAACCAGUCCAUGCUCAAGUAAUCGAGGAGGCUCCCGAGGAGGUCAAAGUUACUCAGACCGUUACGGAACAAGGUGACACCAAAACUGUAAAAACAACAAAGCGCGUUAUCAAAAAGCCUAAGGGCUUGAAACAGGAAGUGACAGAAAUAACCACUGUCGAAAAUGAAGGUGAAGAACCCGUGACAACCGUAACCGUAAGGGAAGAAAAGUCACCAGAGGAAGGAGACACGCAAACAACAGAAAUUGUCGAACUUCCGGAAGAAUCGACGAUCGAAGAAAUCAAAUCACCCGAAGGUAAGUCUAAACAAAAGAAAAUCACAAAACGGACUAUCAAAAAGAAGGUAGGUCCCAGGGUUGACACUACACACAUCACAACCACACACGAAGAUGACAAAGCACCUGUCGUCUCUGUACACACUACACACGAAUUCACAGACGAUACACUUACCACUUUAGACGAUUUACACGAACCAGUCCAUGCUCAAGUUAUCGAGGAGGCUCCCGAGGAGUUCAAAGUUACUCAGACCGUUACGGAACAAGGUGACACGAAAACUAUAAAAACAACAAAGUGCGUUAUCAAAAAGCCUAAGGGCUUGAAACAUGAAGUGACAGAAAUAACCACCGUUGAAAAUGAAGAAGAACCCGUGACAACCGUAACCGUAACGGAAGAAAAGUCACCAGUGGUAGAAGACACACAAAUUCUUGAAAUCGUCAAUUUUCCGGAUGAAAUUAUUGUAGGCGAAAUGAACUCACCUAAGGUUUUAUUAGCCAUAUGCUUCAUGUGCUACACCGUAAAUAACGACAAUAUUCUGACCGUGUUCGCGGAGUGA